Molecule: messenger RNA, 930 nt
Organism: Saccostrea echinata
Lineage: Eukaryota; Metazoa; Mollusca; Bivalvia; Ostreida; Ostreidae
Product: translation machinery-associated protein 16-like
Exons: 3
Coding region: 261-842 (193 amino acids)
Cellular component (GO): nucleus
Source: RefSeq, a predicted model, not a curated record
CGUGAAAUUGAUAGUAACUGAAAGGUUGAUAUGCACAUUAACUGGAAACAUCCAUUGUUAUUGACCCUUUUAAUUGGAGUACCAGCCUCACACCUCAGCAUUUCAGGGUACAGGUAUUUCACCAAUAAAAGUGAAACGGAGACCGAGGAAAAAAAUAGAAAGUUAGAACAGAUAUACCAGGAAAAAAUAAAGGAACAGAAAGAGAGAGAUAAAUAACUAAUCAAAGAGCUAGAAAGCAGUGCAAUUACCCAGACAAAAAAAUGCCCAAAGCUCCCAAGACUAAGUUUGGAAAGGACAAAGCUGAAAAAGUGGUUCAUCCUAACAGUAGAAAAGCUGCAUUUUUGUCCCGGCAAGCCAACCGUGACGAAAGGUUACGGACUUCUAAGCAGGCAUCAUCCAUUAAAUUGGAGGUUCUGGCAGAAAAAUUACUUUGGUUCAAAGAAAGGCUAGACCCAGAAAAAAAGGUGUUUACAAGAUCAGAUAUGCAACCUCUUGUUAAUGAAUACCUUCAGCGUUUUGAUGCUGAAUUGGAGCAGAUAGAUAUUAUGAGGAAUGUAGGAAAAAGACAGGGGAAUCCCCACAGUGCCCGAGAGAAUGCCAUAAAGGUGACCACUGAACGAGAGAGGAGGCAAAUUGACGAGGGCUCUUUUGAAGUUCCACACAUAUUUAAUGCCAAAAAUUUAGCUCUCUUCAGGGCUUGGAAUGGAGAAAUUAAAUAUGUCAAAAAUAUCAAAUUGAGUAAAAUAUGUUCCAAGGACUUAGAGAGAGAAAAUACUGAGAACAAUACACAGAAGAAUGAAGAAAUGGAAGAGGAGAAUGAUACUACAGAGGAAAUCUCAUAAAGGGAGAAUGUGGGACUUCAAAAUAAUUUUAAAAAUCUUAUUUUGUUAAUGUUUUGUAACUGUGUUGCAAUGUUGCCAGUUUUUACAA